AUGUCAGUUUCUACAACCUAUAUGCGGUUAAAUACCAAAUGGACAAAACGAUCAAAUCGCGCAAGACGUUUAAAAUGCUAUUAUUUAUUCAGAACGUUAUUUACUCUUGCUGUUUUAUUUGGUAUAAUUUUCUUUAUGGUCUGUGAUCUCGAACUUGGUAUUAGAGUUUAUUGGAGAGAUUGGAUUUCACAUGAAGAAUUUAAACGUGAAAAUUUAAGCAAAUGUUUUGAUAGCCUUUCUAAUAAUUCUGAACCAUCAAUCAUUUAUAAUAACAUUCUAACCACCUUACCUCUCACUUACGGCUGGGAUUGUUACGAUUUCGCCAAAAGUAUAAAGUUGAAGUCUGGCCAACCUCGAGAAUAUAUAAUCUACCAUGCUUACUGGCGUGCUGAUCUACGACCUUUUUGUGACAAACAGAUCGCUACCUUAAAAUCUUUCUUUGCUACUCAAGAUGCAAAAUAUUCUUCUCUCAUUCUCUGGACUAAUGGAAAUAUUUCGACUGUUCCUUCUCUUAAACCGUUGCUUGAGCGUUAUUCCGAUCGAUUCACAAUAAAGCAUUAUAAUGCCGUGAUAGAAAGCCAAGGAACUCCUAUGGAAGGUUCUCCCAACCUUAAACUUAAUGAUAAGCAAGCUUACCUUGAUGGUGACUUGACUAGACUCCUUGUUUUAUACAAAUAUGGUGGAGUAUGGUUUGACAUGGAUUCUCUUUUUAUACGUGAUUUUGCACCACUCAUGGAGCACGAAUGGCUUGGCCAAUGGGAUUGUUUUAUGCCGAAAGGCUAUCCUUUUAACGGUGCUUUUAUGAGAUUUCGAAAGAAUUCUCCUUAUUUAUGUGAACUCCUUUCCGAAAUGGCUAAUGGACCAGUUCCUAGCAAAUCUUCAAUUGAUUGGGGUGGGAGACUUUAUUAUAAAAUUUUUAGGCGUUUAAUUCAAAAUGGAAAAAAACCGUUUGAAAUAAUUCCUUGGUGCUUUACUGAUCCUCACCUAUGUAAUCCGUCAAACUCGAUGCCUAGUGCAUUUGAUGAAUCAGAAUUUAAUGAGGAAAGGUUAUUACAAGUAUUUGCUUUUCACUGGCACAAUCAGUGGGAUAAGAAAAAGGGAAGCUUAUUUAGAUUUCUGGAACAAAGAAACAAUGAGAUUCUGGGAUUCUAA
Racocetra persica is the source of this 1152-nucleotide messenger RNA. The record is from the annotation of a GenBank genome assembly. NCBI's taxonomy places the organism in Eukaryota, Fungi, Glomeromycota, Glomeromycetes, Diversisporales, Gigasporaceae.